AACAAAGUCUGGAACUUUGACUCUGUCAAGCAAUUGUCCGAGUCACCAGACCCUUCACGCGUCUUGAUCGAUGUCCGCGAACCCGCCGAAUACGAAGCUGGCUUCAUUCCUACCGCCGUCAAUAUCCCCGUCGGUUCUGCGCCUGAUGCACUCUUCAUGCCCGCCCACGAAUUCGAGGAUAAGUUUGGUUUUGAGAAGCCCAAGGCUGAUCAAGAGUUGGUGUUCUACUGCAAGGCUGGAGUAAGGAGUUCUGCGGCUGCUGGGUUAGCUAGGCAGGUGGGAUACCAAAAGGUUGGUGAGUAUAGAGGUAGUUGGUUGGAGUGGAGUAAGAAUGGUGGUAAG
This is a messenger RNA of Aureobasidium melanogenum CBS 110374, 342 nucleotides long. Its product is annotated as Rhodanese-like protein. The record is from RefSeq and is a predicted model, not a curated record. The transcript is spliced from 2 exons. Gene Ontology annotation, molecular function: thiosulfate-cyanide sulfurtransferase activity. NCBI's taxonomy places the organism in Eukaryota, Fungi, Ascomycota, Dothideomycetes, Dothideales, Saccotheciaceae. The annotation marks the transcript as partial. Gene Ontology annotation, cellular component: mitochondrion.